UUGUCCGAGAGGGUGAAAAUUUUCAAAGCAUCGGGGCUAUCUUAAUUAAGACAGGCCUCUGGGGGCGGAAAAUUGGCCCCCAAACCAAAUCAGGAGCACAAGUCUGUUUGAAGACAAAUGUAUGAGUGCCCUCGUGCUGGAAUUACUGCAGAGUUGCGGCUUUCUAACUGUACAGGGUCUCGUGAAGUAAGAAAGGGAAGAAUGGAGAGUAGCGUGAGGCGACGAAUGGAGGCUUUGUCUCGCCAUCUUUUGCAGCCACACGAAGCAAAUACUGGCCUUUAUCAAGUUUUGUUAAAGGGAGUGCAGUCAGAAAAGCAAGCGGAGCCGGUGAUCAUAGGAGGCAUGGUGUUGGACAUUCAUGCUACUCCUUCUAUCCCUGCUAACCCAAGAACCACUACUCCUGGCAAGGUGUAUUAUAGAGAAGGGGGUGUAGCAAGGAACAUUGCAGAGUGUAUGUCAAAGCUUGGGGCUAAGCCUUUCAUGAUCAGUGCUGUGGGACUUGACAUGGCAGGAAAUUUGCUGUUGGAACCCUGGAAAUCUGCUGGGCUAUCUAUGGAAGUAGGCAUUCGGAGGCAACAAGAUAUCAAUACUGCUGUUGUUUCCAAUAUAUUCGAUGCCAAAGGAGAAGUGGUAGCUGGUGUUGCAAGUGUUGAGGCUAUUGAAAAAUUUCUCACACCUGAGUGGAUUCAGCUAUUCAAGGGCAAUAUAUCUUCUGCUCCUGUAUUGAUGGUUGAUGCAAAUCUAAGUCCUCCUGCUUUAGAAGCUUCUUGUAAAAUGGCGGCAGAGUCUAACGUUCCUGUAUGGUUUGAGACUGUAUCAGUCACAAAAUCCAGAAGAAUUGCCUCAGUUGCCAAGUAUAUAAGUGCUGCUUUUCCCAAUGAAGAUGAACUAGUUGCCAUGGCAAAUGCUUUGUCUGGUCAAGACAUUUUUCAUCCAAUCAGUAGGGAUAAUAAGUAUUCAACAGAAUCUUUGUUCCAAACACUUAAACCGGCCAUCUGGGUUUUGCUAGAGAAAGGUAUACAAGCUGUUGUUGUGACGCUUGGUCCAGAUGGAGUGUUUUUAUGCUCUAAAGGAGGACUGAACUCUAUGAAGAUUGGUCUGGAGAAAACGACUCAAUAUGGAUUCAGUAGAAAGUUAUACAAAACUGUAAAUUCAUGCUGUCCUUCAAGUUGGUAUUCUGAAGCUAUGCACCUUACAGGAGGCUCUCAGUUUUUCACUAUGCAUAUUCCUGCACUUCCUGCAUCAGUUGUGAGGCUUACUGGAGCUGGUGAUUGCUUGGUUGGUGGGACACUUGCUUCUAAAUGUGCAGGUUUAGAUGUUAUUCAGAGUCUUGCGGUAGGAAUUGCAGCAGCCAAAGCCACUGUUGAGGCAGAGACCAAUGUGCCUUCUGAAUUUAGUUUGACAGCAAUUGCAGAUGAUGCAAGGAUGGUGUAUGCUCAUGCCAAAGUUCUGUAACGUCAAUCAAUGCUGUAACCAUAAGAACGGAUGACUUGUUCCAAUUAUUAGAAAUGACACGAAAAUGGAAACCUUCCAAGAUGCUCUCAUCUUUGUUUUCUGGUCAUCAUUUUUUCAAUUUUGAGUUGUAGAACAUGCAUGACUGGUUUAUUAUCUGCUUCCUCCACACGAAUUGAUCCA
Messenger RNA from Mangifera indica (mango), 1635 nucleotides. RefSeq names its product pseudouridine kinase. NCBI's taxonomy places the organism in Eukaryota, Viridiplantae, Streptophyta, Magnoliopsida, Sapindales, Anacardiaceae. The record is from RefSeq and is a predicted model, not a curated record. The transcript has 9 exons. The coding region runs from base 118 to 1455 and encodes 445 amino acids. Gene Ontology annotation, molecular function: kinase activity.